AUGUCUUUUCAGACAGCAAUAGCAGCCGUCUCGCAGAGAGAGGCUGAGAAUGGCUUUGCUCCGUUCCCCGAACUGGACCGCAAGCUUUGCAAUUGGGAAGAGCCAGACGAAAGAGACCUUCCCGAGGAGAUCAACUACGACUCCGACGACGACACAGCGACGCAGUUUGCAUUGCUCAACCCAAUCCUUGCGAAAUACCGGAGGGAAACUGCCUUCGGAGACGCAGACCUUGCUGGUCUGGAGCCAUCUCAACGAAGUUUCAAGUACAAGACUGUCAAGCAGAUGCCGGCAGCAUUCAAGUUCAAGGAGACUGAUCCAGCUUACAACGUCCUGCCCUGGGAAUUGACUGAGGACUACCGCGGCCAGGACCUCAAGUACUUCGAUCACUUUGCCGCUGGCAAGAAGUCCAGCAAGCACUACGCCUUCCUCAGCCUCAGUCUUCCAGACAGCGGCGGAAGGAUGAAUAACAUCUUUUGGGGAGCCAAUUACGGCAGUGAACCCCAAGAUGGCGUGAAGAUUCGGGUCGAGGCCAUGCUUGACACCGCGUUCCCCUCGUUGGCAAUCUAUGUCCAUCGCCACGACAAGACGGUUGUGGAAUGCAGAGUGUUCGCAUCCGCUUGCGAGUACUUUGAAUGCUAUCCACCCCGUCAAAUCACCGAGAAAUGGCUUCCGAUCGUCGAGUGCCCGCAGUUCGACCAGAUGAGGAACAACGAGCUCUUCCAGUACAGAUUCAAGCUCAAAGACGACAGCAAAAUGGUGUUCAGCGGCAUGAAUCGGGCCCGACUCGACGAACUGGAUGCUACACCUGGAUGGUUUGAUGACCACGUGGCCGACGUGAUCAUCUCUGAUCUCUUCAAGGUCAGGGAAAUGGCUGCGACCAUCACAGUCCCAAAGAAUGUCGCCUCGGCAAAUGAUUUUGCGGAUCACUUCGAACUGUUGAUGCGGACGGUCAUUCAGCACGGCAAUUUCCCGUUCCAGGCUCUUCAACAAAAGGGAGUUGACAUGGCCACGAGAAACUUCACCUUCGAAGGUGCAGACGCCGCACCUCCUCGUCACUUGGUCAAGAAGUGGCUAGUUGUUGCAGAUCCCGAGGGUACACGCAUCGAGCGACUGCUUCCCCUCGAAUGGGCCAACUAUCGUGACCCCGGCAUAUGGCCUGACGAAGAGACAGCCAACACUGCCUACAGGCUCGGCCUUGGCCGCAAGCGCCCGUUGACCACGCAGAUCUUGUCUGACAGCCUCAUCAAGCAGUCGGUUGAGGCCCGCAGAAGCAAGACAGAAGGAUUCGCGCAGCACAAUGGCCUGAAGAUGAUGCGUGACUUGCUGGACCUCCUAUGUCCCGCUGCUCCUCGUGAAUGCAGAAUCAUGGCUGCGAGUGUGUACAAGGGUUGGCUGGAUCUCAAUGUCCGCCCGGAUCCCAAGUUCACGUUCAUAGACACACUGAAUGUGGUCGACUUGAGCGCCGGACCCUCGACGGGCAGCAAGCGCGGCAGACGCAAAUUUGGAGGGAGACGGUGGCCUCAAAACCGUUGA
This is a messenger RNA of Aureobasidium subglaciale EXF-2481, 1533 nucleotides long. RefSeq lists its product as uncharacterized. The record is from RefSeq and is a predicted model, not a curated record. Lineage: Eukaryota; Fungi; Ascomycota; Dothideomycetes; Dothideales; Saccotheciaceae. The transcript has a single exon. Bases 1 to 1533 code for a protein of 510 amino acids.